GCUCGCUGCUGUCUUUUGUCUCCAUCGACGAGCCGCUCCUUGGAUCUCCCCGUCCAUAUCUGCACCAUGACCCUGUCGUUCCUCCUCCCCCCUCCCCCUGCCGACUGGGACAAAGAGCGCGAGUUCAAGGUCCUCAAGAAGCUCACCAAGUGCUCCGACAAGACCGUCGAGCCCGUCGGCCAUGAGUUCCUGGCCUCAGCCCGCCGCUUCCGCACCCAGCGCACCAUCGAGGAGGAUGAAGAGCUCCAGGCCGCCCUGCUCGGCGCCGAGGGCGACGAUCUCAACAUGGACGAUGAUGAGCCCGAGACCCCGGCCCUGCUCCGCAGCAACCCCUCGGAGUGGAAGAAACAAGAUCACUAUGCCGUCCUUGGUCUCUCCAAGCGUCGCUACCUUGCCAGCGAAGAGGACAUCAAGCGUGCCUACCGCCGCAAGGUCCUGAAGCACCACCCUGACAAGAAGGCUGCCGGUGGAAACACCAUGGAUGACUCGUUCUUCAAGUGCAUCCAGAAGGCUUGGGAAGUCAUCUCGGAUCCCUCCCGCCGCCGCAUCUGGGACUCGUGCGACCCUCAGUUCGACGACCGCCUCCCCAACCCCAGCCAGAAGGGCGAUUUCUUCUCCAUCUACGGCCCUGUCUUUGAGCGCGAGUCCAGAUUCUCCAAGAUCCUCCCCGUUCCCACCGUUGGUGAUGCUGACUCGACCCGCGAGGAGGUCGAGGCAUUCUAUGACUUCUGGUACCGCUUCGAGUCCUGGCGUUCGUUUGAAAUGAUGGACGAGGAGGACACCGAUGGCAUCGAAAACCGCGAAGAGAGACGCUAUCUCGACAAGAAGAACAAGGCCGCCCGCACCAAGCGAAAGAAGGAGGACAACGCCCGCGUCAUCCGCUUGGUCGAGCAGGCUUUCAAGCUCGAUCCCCGUAUCCAGCAGUUCAAGGACGCCGAGAAGGCUGCCAAGGACGCCAAGAAGCGAGAGAAGGAGGCCGUCCAGAAGGCCGCCGAAGAGGAGGCUCGUCGCCAGGUCGAGGAGGCCCAGCGUGAGAAGGAGCGCCAGGAGACCGAGGAGAAGGAGCGUGCCGCCCAGGAAAAGAAGGAGCGCGAGGCCAAGAAGAACGCCAUCCGCAAGCAGAAGAAGGAUCUCAAGCGCUUCAUGCGCGACAACGGCAACCUGCUGCCCGACUCGGCCACUCCCCAGGAGAUCGAGGAGCAGCUCGCCAAGCUCGACGCCAUCGUCGAGGGCUACGAGGCUGACGAAAUCGAGUACUUCCGCACCCGCCUGGAGGAUGCCGUUUCCCAGGGACUGGAUGCCCUGAACGAGAUCUUUGGUGCCGAGUUCGAGGCCGCCAAGAACCUCGAGGCCACUCGUGCUGCUCGUGCUGAGGAGCUGGCCAAGCACAUCGCCACUAGACAGGUUGCCCCCAAGGCCGAAACCCCCAAGCCCGCCCCGGCCCCUGCUGCCCGUCCUGCUUGGAGCCCCAAGGAGAUCAACGCUCUGAUCAAGGCCGUCAAGAACACCCCAUCCGGCACCCAGCAAAAGUGGGAGAAGAUUGCCGACUACGUCAACACCCACGGCGGCGCCAACGCCAACCGCUCGGCUGCCGAGUGCAUCGAGAAGAGCAAGGAGGUCUCCUCGGGUGCCGCCGACCGCCUGGCGCUCCAGUCCCAGGGCGGCAAGAAGAACGAUGCUGUGAUUACCGAGCAGCCUUCUGUCAAGGAUACCCCUGCGACCCCGACCACCCCCGCGUCGACUUUUGUGGUCCCUGAGGGUGGUGACUGGACCACUGACCAGCAGACUGCCCUCGAGGCCGCCAUGCGAAAGUUCCCGGCCAUGACCUUCCGCGAGAACCCCAAGGAGCGUUGGGAGAAAAUUGCCGGCGAGAUCUCUGGCAAGAGCGCCAAGGAUGUCCAGAAGCGUGUCAAGGAACUUGCCGACCUCGUCCAGAAGAAGAAGAAGAAGGGCGGAAAGUAAGCGCCACGCAGCACACAAGAAUGGCGAGCCGUGAGCGGCCAUGCAGCAAGCAGCACCUCCGAGUGAUUGCUCAGCCUGCACCCACAGCGGCCUGUUGCGGCCCUUGAAUACAUACAUAUAUCUUUA
This is a messenger RNA of Polychytrium aggregatum, 2088 nucleotides long. RefSeq lists its product as uncharacterized. The record is from RefSeq and is a predicted model, not a curated record. Gene Ontology annotation, molecular function: ribosome binding; Hsp70 protein binding. Gene Ontology annotation, biological process: 'de novo' cotranslational protein folding; regulation of translational fidelity. Lineage: Eukaryota; Fungi; Chytridiomycota; Chytridiomycetes; Polychytriales. Bases 67 to 1962 code for a protein of 631 amino acids. The transcript has 8 exons. Gene Ontology annotation, cellular component: cytosol.